Messenger RNA from Aspergillus wentii DTO 134E9, 1404 nucleotides. RefSeq names its product cytochrome P450 monooxygenase afumB. Gene Ontology annotation, molecular function: monooxygenase activity; heme binding; iron ion binding. NCBI's taxonomy places the organism in Eukaryota, Fungi, Ascomycota, Eurotiomycetes, Eurotiales, Aspergillaceae. The record is from RefSeq and is a predicted model, not a curated record. Bases 1 to 1404 code for a protein of 467 amino acids. The transcript is spliced from 3 exons.
AUGGAUUCCUCUCUCGGUCUCUUCCUCGCCAUUCUUGGAAUCAUCAUCAUCUUUCGACAAAAUCUACGCCAUCAUCAACAAAUCCAACACCUCGAAUGUCUUCACAGCUGCAAAGCACCUCCCACCGAAAUCCGCUUCAAAUACGACUUCUUUGGAAUUCUCAAAGCCCUCGAGCUGGCCUUUCAUUUCCACCGCCGCACCUCCCUCAUAUACACAAACGCCCUCUUCAAACAAUACGGCGAAACCUAUCUUUCGAAUAUCCUCACCUACCGCCUCGUCUUCACCCACAAUGCAGAAAACAUAAAACAUAUCCUUUCAACCGCCUUUCCCGACUUCGACAGUUCCCCAUUACGAAGGCCUUUGUUUGAGGAUAUCACGCCGCAUGGCAUUUUCACUCUCGACGGGGCAGGGUGGAAGAAAAGUCGCGAGAGACUCCGCAGUCGAAUGGUUAAUUUGCGGCAGAUAAUCGACCUGGACCAGUGUGAAGAGCAUUUUCAAGAUUUUCUGCAGUAUAUCCCUCCUAAUGGGGGGAUGUUUGAUGUUCAAGCGUGUGCUUUUGGAUUAUCGUUGGAUAUGCAGACAUUAUUUUCCCUGGGAGAGUCGGUUAACGCGCUGAGCUUUACACAAUCCGAUGAGAAGAAGCAAUUCUUUGAUGAUUUGUUAUUUGUCAAAGAGAGAAUCGUGCAGGAUGGCUUUAGGGGGCCGCUUCGAUAUCUGUCGCCUAAAAGACGAUUUUUGCAGUGUUGUGCGAGAGCACGAGAAUUUGUCAUGGCGCGUACAGGAGAUGAAGAGGAUGCCAACCAAGCAUUGAGUAUUCUGCUUGCAAACGACAGUAUGAGCACCACUCUUUCUGGUCUUUUCUUUUGUCUUGCCCAAGAUGAGCGUGUUGUGCACAAAUUGCGAGCAAGUAUCAUCGAUACUGUUGGAUUGACGCCUCCAACAUGGGGACAGUUGGGAUCUUUACAUUACGUCCGCUGGGUACUUCAAGAAGUAAUGAGACUCUAUCCCGCGGUCGUCCUCAACGCAAGAGUCGCCAACAAAAACACCACAUUACCAACAGGCGGGGGCGACGGUACAUUCCCAAUCCUCGUGCAAAAGGGAGAUAUCAUUCUCUUCUCCACCUGGGCUCGACACCGUCUGGGGCAUGAUUUUGGAGAAAAUCCAGAUUUGUUCUACCCAGAACGAUGGGAGAAGUUCAGUGCAGAUACGCCUGGUUAUAUACCGUUUAAUAAGGGACCGAGGAGUUGUCCUGGUCAACAUUAUGCAAUGAUCGUGUUGACGUACAUUGUGGCUCGGAUAUUCCAGACUUUCUCCAAAGUAUCGAAUUUUAAUACAAAAGAAUGGACCGAAAGGAUCAGCAUGACAUUCGAGAAUCAAAAUGGGGUUUUGAUUGGGUUGAGCUGA